GGUAGACAGUACUGACCAUUAUUAGAAUGAUUGUCUAUUGAAAGUUUAUCUACGUUAUCGGAUUAUUUUGAGUUUAUUUUCAGAAAUGCAAAACCUAAUAGGAAAAAUUCAUACAAAUUGUAUAUAUAUUAUUCUGUUAAUAUUAUUAUUUGAUGUUCAAAAUGGGUUAACUCAACUAAAUCCAUAUUUUCAAUUCAUACCAAAAAAUGAUAAUUUACAUACUAAAAUAUAUGAUUAUUCAAAAGGAUUUGAUGAAGAUCAUUUCACCUAUGAAUUACAAUAUCCGAUCCCAAUAUAUGAAACACUAAUUAAGAAAAUCACUAUCCGUAAAAAUGGUCUCCUAGCACUAGAUAGCAUUUCUGAUGAUAAUUUGCCAUCACAUUAUCCUGUCAAUACGAGUAUCACAAAUCAACGAUUACAAGAUUUUGAUGGACGAUAUUUAAGCAUUUUCAGUUCAGUGAAUGAUGGAAAAUGUGGAAGAAUUAGUGUCACGGAAAUCGAUUUACUAUCACCUUCAAAACUACCAUGUGUAGAGAGAAUGCAAAUAGAUCGUCUAAUAAAGUUUAUACAUUUAUCAUAUAUCGAAGAAUCUGAAUUAAAAGCUCAGUAUAUUGUACAUAUACUGUGGGAAAACAUGACAAACGCUUACCUAAUCAACCAGAAAGCUAAUACGUAUGGAAUGAUAAUAAUUUCUAAUGGAAUACGUUCUUACGCUUUCAUGCAAUACAUAAAAAUUGAGUGGAAUGAAAAUGAUGUCGCAGAGAAUCUAGCUUUACCACCUGAAUCUGGUAUAUUUAUGAGACCUUUUGGAGGUUAUCAGUUGCCAAGAAGUUCUCAAGCUGUAGAACCAAAUAUAUGGUUAACUGAAACAAACAUAGCCCUACAUGGAGAAUGGCUUGUUCCUUUAUACAAAUCGGAAAAUAUAGCUAAAAUAAAUGUUAAGAAUUUAAGUGCAGUUGCCAGUGAAUUUGUUACAUCUUUGACAAGUGUUUGUGAGGGUUCACUUCAUUCACAUAAAUCAAAUAAUGAAACACCAUCUGAUACAGUCGUCAUUAAAAAUGUAAACAUUGACAAUACAUCAGAAGAGACGAUUGCUAGAACACAGAGUUUUAAAAGAGCUUUGGAAAGCUUUGAUGAUUAUGACCUUAACGUCUCAUCAAAUGACUAUAGUUAUGGAAUGACUGAAAAUGUACCAAAAGCUGCAUGGAAUAUCCUAAGUGAUGAAACUGAAUUCUCAGGUGUUGAUCCGAUUAAUCAAAAUGAAGUGAAUAUUCUACCAGAGAAUGAAACUGGGGAUAAUUUUUAUCAUGAGAGUAAUCAAUUUGUUGUUGAUAAUAAAGAGUACACACCCACAGACAGAAUUACGACACAAACUUACUAUCCUUUGGGUCGGUAUGAUGGAGAUGAGGAAAGGCAGGAGAUACAUGAACCUCUUAUUGUACCAGUCACUAUACACCCGUUGGGUGAUGACGAUGAUGGUGAAGAAGAUAUAAUCGAUAAUAAGGGAGAGUACAAAUCCGUGAAUGAAACGUUUUCAAAUAGUUUGGUGAAAUGUGAUGCCGUUAGUGAAUGUAAUAGUCAUAACACAGAAUGCUAUCGAGUUGACAACUCUGCCUGCUGUGUAUGCAGUGAUGGAUUUUACGGUGCAGGAGAUGCCAAGUGUUGGUCCGAAGUCAAUGAUCAUAAAUUUUCUUUUUCUGGUUCCCUAACCACACGCUUUGGUAUUGAGAAUACCAGUUCACCUCUGCUUAUCUAUCUGGAUAUUCAACAUGGUUCACUAAGACGCAGUUCUAGCGGAAUUCGUGGUGGCCGAACAAACGACAGAAUAUAUUCAACUAUGCGUUUAAUUACACCUGUAUUUCAUAUUUUAAAUUCAAUGGUUUCUAGUCCUUGUGAAAAUAUUCCAAAACGUGAACGUGUUUAUAAUCUUUUCACGUUAGGAAAUGGAUUACAACGUCCUUUCAAAGUGUUAUUCCAGUUUGAUAUUGAAAGAGUUGGGAAAUUUACAAUUCAAGCCGUACUUGAGCUACACGAUUUCACAACAGGAGCAUACGCCAGUGGUGUAAUACAGUUAGAGGCGUUCAGUACAGAAAGUUUAAACCUACUCGAUCAGUCUUAUAUAGAGGCUUACAGUGCUUCUGAUAAGCCAGAUAAAACGUAUUACGCUAAUUAUAAAAUUGAUGAUCAUGGACGUGUUGUAUUUCCUGAGCAAACUGUUAAAUUUAUUGUUGAGCAUCGUGACUCAAAUGAAAUAAGUAAUUUUCCUGAAGAAAUUAAUGUACGCUGGUCUGCUGUUGCUGAGUCAGAAAGUUGCUUGCUCAAACAAGUCAGCUCUAUACCUAGGGAUAAAUCGUAUUAUAUUCGUCUCAAAGAUCGUGGUUACUGUAGUGAGGAUUGUUCAUCACCAGAUGGCACAUGUAAUUUGUUCUGUGUAGACGAACCUUUAUUAUUAGCUACAGAACCAAGUCCUUGUGACUGUGUAACGUGUGAUCGUCAUGGUGAAGUGUGUCGACCAGAGGGCGCGAGUUAUAGAUGUGAAUGUGGUCAGGGCUUGAAGUUAAUGCCUGACAAUACAUGUCAAGCUACUUCAUUGGCGGAUGUAACUAACUAUCUCGGUGUACAGUGUGGUUCUGUCAAUUGUCAUACCCAUGCUCGUUGUAUUGAUCCAAAUCAAGCGUUUUGUCAAUGCUUACCUGGCUACAGAGGAGAUGGUGUUAGCCAUUGUGAAAGUGAUCCAUGUUCUAAAUGUCGUCGUAAUGAGAUUUGUGAAAAUGGUAUAUGUAUAGCAAGUGGUGUUGAUCUAUGCGAAGGGAUUCAGUGUGGAGAACAAGCGUUCUGUCAAGAUGGUGCUUGCGUUUGUACACCAGGUUAUACUGGCGACCCAGUUGUCAAAUGUUAUGAAGAAAGAGAUCGAUGUUUUCAAGUACGUUGUCAUCCAAAUGCACAAUGUUAUAAUAACGAAUGUCAUUGUGUAGAAGGUUUUCAAGGUGAUGGGUAUUAUGAUUGUAAGCCUGAAGUUUACGAUCCAUGCUCUGAGGUUAGGUGUCAUCCAUAUGCUAAAUGCAGAAAUGGUAAAUGUGAGUGUCUGCCUGACUAUUAUGGUGAUGGUUAUCAUGUUUGUAAACCACGUAAUUAUGAUCCAUGUGAUUAUGUUCAAUGUCACCAGUAUGGAUAUUGUAUUAAUGGUAGCUGUCAGUGUCGCACUGGAUUCGAAGGAAAUGGUUACUACGACUGUCGCCGUAUUCAAGUAGAUCCUUGUUCUCAUGUACAAUGUCAUUAUGAUGCCACAUGUCACAAUGGUGUUUGUACAUGUAAAGAUGGUUAUAUUGGUGAUGGUUAUAGAGAGUGUAGACCUAGAGAAACCGAUUUAUGUCAUCACAUUCAAUGUCAUCCAUAUGCACAGUGUGAAAAUGGACAGUGUCACUGUAUUGGAGGUUAUGUUGGUGAUGGAUAUUACGAUUGUCAUGUAAGAGAUCCUUGCACUGGUGUAAAAUGUCAUCAAUAUGGAGAGUGCAUCAGUGGACGAUGUCAUUGUCUUAGAGGAUACGAAGGUGAUGGGUAUUAUGAUUGUAGGCAAAAAGUUACUGAUCCAUGUUCAAAUGUUCAAUGUCAUCCUAAUGGUUAUUGUAGAAAUGGACGUUGUUUAUGUUUAAACGGUUAUGAAGGUGAUGGUUAUUAUGAAUGUCGUCCAGUUCAUAAUGAUCCUUGUAUAGGAGUGCAGUGUCAUUCUAAAGCAGAAUGUCAAAAUGGUUACUGUCGUUGCCUGAAUGGCUACGAAGGGGAUGGUUUUCAUUAUUGUUAUGCAAUGCAAGAUGAUCCGUGUUCUAGUAUGAGAUGUCAUAUAAACGCUAAAUGCUUUGAUGGUGAAUGCCGAUGUUUGGACGGCUAUCAGGGAGAUGGAAAACAUUAUUGUGAUCCUAUUCAGCAGGACCAGUGUCAAAAUAUUCGUUGUCAUGAGUUUGCAAACUGUCAAAAUGGUAGAUGUCAAUGUAAUGCAGGUUAUGAAGGAGAUGGUUACUGGGAAUGUAAAUCCAUAAAAAGUGACCAGUGUCAAAAUAUUCGUUGUCAUGAGUUUGCAAACUGUCAAAAUGGUAGAUGUCAAUGUAAUGCAGGUUAUGAAGGAGAUGGUUACUGGGAAUGUAAAUCCAUAAAAAGUGAUCCGUGUUCUAGUAUGAGAUGUCAUAUAAACGCUAAAUGCUUUGAUGGUGAAUGCCGAUGUUUGGACGGCUAUCAGGGAGAUGGAAAACAUUAUUGUGAUCCUAUUCAGCAGGACCAGUGUCAAAAUAUUCGUUGUCAUGAGUUUGCAAACUGUCAAAAUGGUAGAUGUCAAUGUAAUGCAGGUUAUGAAGGAGAUGGUUACUGGGAAUGUAAAUCCAUAAAAAGUGACCUUUGCAAGUAUGUUCGAUGUCAUGAAAAUGCAAAAUGCAAUGAACACGGUAAAUGUCAGUGUCUUGAUGGUUAUUCGGGAGAUGGAUACUAUGAAUGUCAGAAAAGUUCACAAGAGUUAUGCGCUGGUGUUCAAUGUCAUCGUUUUGGUCAAUGUUAUGAAAAUCGUUGCUACUGCAGUCAUGGAUACGUUGGGGAUGGGGUUAACUUUUGUGAUGCACGUGCAAACGAUCCAUGUGAUGGCGUUCGUUGUGCUGCUAAUGGACGUUGUCAAGAUGGUCGAUGCGUAUGUGAUCCUGGUUAUACAGGAGAUGGUUACAAUGAAUGUCGAGAAGCCGAGGGUGUGAAAUUGUGUGGUAAUGUACAAUGUCAUCAAUAUGCUACAUGUGAUAGAGGACAGUGUCGUUGUGUUACUGGUUAUGAUGGUGAUGGUUAUUCAGAUUGCCGACCAGUUACAGAAGAUAAGUGCUCACGAAUGAGAUGUCAUCCAGAUGCUCAGUGUACUGAUGGUUACUGUUUCUGUCCUGCUGGUUUCGAAGGAGACGGAUAUUAUGAGUGUAAACGAAUUACUCAAGAUCGCUGUGCGAAUGUUCGGUGUCAUGAAAAUGCUAAAUGUGACGACGGGUACUGUCGUUGCAAAGAAGGUUUUGAGGGUGAUGGCUACAGUGAGUGUAGACGUAAAAGUGAAGAUAGAGAUCCAUGUGCACGUAUUCGCUGUCAUCCCCAAGCUCAGUGUGAGUAUGGGUUUUGCCGCUGUAAAAAUGGUUAUAAAGGUGAUGGCUAUUGGAAUUGUCAACCUAUACAAAGUGAUCUAUGUCGGGCAGAACAAUGCCAUCAGUUCGCUAGAUGUGUUGAAGGUCAGUGCCGCUGUUCGGAUGGAUACGAAGGAGAUGGCUAUCAGAUGUGUAAUAUAAUACCUGGAGCAACUUCAGCAGAUUGUGGUAAUUGCAAUGGUAUACCUUUCAAAGAAAUAGCUCAGUGUGUUGGUGGGCGAUGUGUUUGUGCUCGUGGAUUUAUUGAAGUUCAGGCAGGUGUCUGUAUGGAAUGUGUGCAAGACAAUUGUCAUCAGGAUGCCGUCUGUCGACCGGAUGACAGGUUUAAUGGCGCCUAUUCAUGUCAUUGUAAAGCUGGUUUUACUGGAGAUGGAGUAUCUGUUUGCAAGCCUGAAAGUGUAGGUAGAGAAGAUGCCACAUCAUCACACGCCUUUGAUCCUACGUGCGGUGGAGGCUGUAGGAUACGAAAUGCGGAAUGUGAUCGAUAUACUGGAACAUGUAAAUGUCGAUCAGGUUAUGAUGGAGAUGGAGAGAGGGGUUGCUACUGGAAUUGUAAGCUGUGUCAUCCGAGUGCUAUUUGUGAUCGUGAAAACGAAAGAUGCAUUUGUCCAUCUGGUUAUCGUGGAGAUGGACAAACAUUUUGUGAACAAAUUCCAGUUAGGCAAGAUUCUAUAAAAGUUCGAAUAAUGGGAGAAGGAGAAGUAAUGAAUAUUACAGAUAUAUCUCAUCCGCUUGAAUUAAGAUGUUUCGUAACUGGAAGCGAUCAAUCAUAUUCCGGCCAGUGGAUUCAACCACAUUCCGCUCAAGAACCAAUAGUGACUAAAACUAGACAACAAGAUGGCUAUGAAAUUUCCCUGCGUAUAAAUCAACCUACAAUAACUGAUAGUGGAAGGUAUGAGUGCCGUGCAGGGAAUGUUGCUGCUUUCAUAGAUGUAAAUGUGGAAGAAUCAGCAAUUCCAUUCACUGUGCUACUUACAAGUGAUGAUGGGAUUUUAAUGACACAAUCUACCGAUUCAAAUGUAACCAAAGCUACUCUAUGGAAUAUUGCUGAAAAUAACAAAUAUGGACGUGUCUCCAUGGUCGGUGAUUGUAAUAGUCAACGAAUUAUAUAUACAUCUGAUUAUGGUCAUACUAUCCGAUGGGGUAGUUCAAACUCUGGACAAAAUAAAUUGGUGACAAAAGAAAUAUACACUUCACAAUUUAACCGAUUUCGCAAUUUGGCGGUAGAUUCAUUGUCUGGAAAUGUGUUUGCCUGGGAAGAGGCCUUUGGAAAAAUUAUGGUAUUCAAUCCAAAUAAACCAAAUAUUCAUUAUACACUUGAAAGUUUACAUAGCCUAACUUCAUCUGAACAACAGAAUUUCGCUGGGCUAGCUUUGCACUCCACAUUAGGUCUAAUGUACUGGGCAAUAUACACAGACGGUUGGAGACCGAAUGGUACAAUUCAAGUGGCUUCAAUGUCUGGUGAAAAUGAGGAGCAAUUAUUACAACUAACUGGUGAACCAUUGGCAAUUAGUAUAUCACCAGCAACGCCAGUUAAUGGUAAUUCCGCUGGAAAAUUAUGCUGGAUGCAAAGAUCUUCUAAAGGAAUGUUUGGAUUAGUCACUGAACUACAUUGUGCACGAUUAGGUCAAACAGGUAGAGAGAUAUUAACCAAUGAAAAGAUUAGAGAAUUCAGUCCUUCUGAAGAACCAUCUUUUGGUAUGACUCAAUAUAAAGGAACAUUAUUGUGGACAGAUGCUUCAAAGACAGUCUAUUACUCUAUCAAUCCUGAUCGCCGAAUACGUGUCCGUUAUGUCUGCUGUUCUAAUCGUUUCCAAGCCUUAUCAGUACUAGGUGAUUGUCCACAAGCUUCAACUAAUCCAUGCACUUAUUCUAAUGGACGAUGUCGUUAUAUAUGUUUACCAAAUGACGGUGGUAGAUCACGGACAUGUGUAUGUCCUGAUAAUGAACCUGGAUGUCAUAAAGAAAUGUGAAAUGUAUCAGUUAUAAUUUAAUGAAAUGAUAAAUUCAUUUUAUCCCAGUUCAUAUUUUUCAACUUUACAUUAACUUAAUUAUUUAUAUUACUGAUUUGUUAAAAAAAAAGGAAAAUUAAAAUUGAAUUCUCGAAUUUUCCUUCAAAAAAAAGGUGUUUUAUUUAGGAAAGCUUUAUUCUUGAAAUGUUAAUCUUUUUUCUAUUGUAUUACAUUUAAUUAUACUUGCAUGUUGUAUUUUAUUUUACUUAUCUAUGUGAAUUUGAAGAGUUACAAUUGAAAUAGGUUAUAUAUUAUCUAAUUAAUCUCAUUCGUCAACCUAAAAAUUGAUACACAUGAACUGAAUACUUCUCAUAGAAUUAGUUUGUUUUUGUUGUUGUGUGUGUGUGUGUAAUAUUUAAACUUUGAUGUUACUAUAUCCCAAUAAAUUAUAUUCAAUACUG
Schistosoma bovis is the source of this 7572-nucleotide messenger RNA. The record is from the annotation of a GenBank genome assembly. NCBI's taxonomy places the organism in Eukaryota, Metazoa, Platyhelminthes, Trematoda, Strigeidida, Schistosomatidae.